AUGUGGAACUUCAAACCGCCAUUUUUCCGUGGAACUAAUCAAUCGCGUAUCACGUGGUCUGCCACAGUGAGAAGUUCACUAACAGUGUGGGAUAACAACUACUGGUUGGAUAUCAAUUAUCUCCACAUAGCCAAGGCUGCUUUGUCCUGCUCUGCACAUUUCUCCGCAGUUUUUUAUGCGGAGAUUUGGUGUAACUACCAGAGAAUAAAACAGGAGGAGGCAUUAAAGAAAUCCUCUUCAUUGAGUGAGGUUGUAAGUCAGAGUUUUACACAAGAUUCCCAGGUGGAUUCUCUGAGUUCUGUGUCUGGUGAGGUGACCCUCAAUGUACAGGACCUACUCCUGGAGGCCUACAGACAGAUCGGGGAUCCAGACGGGGUGUAUGGAUGUGGGGCAGGCCGUCUCCCAGAUCCAGUAUCAAGAAUAAGGAUGUAUGAACAUGAGGGUCAGUGGGAGAAGGCUGUUAUCACAUACGAUAUAGGGCUCCAGCAGCACAGCCAACAGGAAGUGGACUUACUUAAGGCUCUGGACAGUUUUGGAUCAAAAAACUUGUUGGACAGCUACUUAGAAAAUUAUCCAAAUCCAAAGUCUGGUGCAAUAAGAAAUCUUAUCUUCAAGUCUGCAAUUAAAGUAGGAAAGUGGGAUCUUAACAUGGAUGAAAGCAGUGAAUGUAGUUUUGAUGAAGCAGUACACAGAUCCUUGUGUACACUCAAACAUUCUCAGUUCUCUAUUGUGUCCACUGCUCUGGAUAUGGCAAGGAAAAAUGCUUUAGACAGAUUACGAGAUGCCAGCAUGGAGAGCUGUAGAUGUCUGUAUCCCAUCCUCUCUGAUCUGCAGUGUAUCUACCAGAUUGACCAGGCUGUCAGAGCAAUUACAGGGUUUGUUUUAACUGAGAAAGAAAAUGGUUUGAGCUAUUUAUACCAUCAGUAA
Messenger RNA from Saccostrea cuccullata (small rock oyster), 927 nucleotides. Its product is annotated as serine-protein kinase ATM-like. Lineage: Eukaryota; Metazoa; Mollusca; Bivalvia; Ostreida; Ostreidae. The record is from RefSeq and is a predicted model, not a curated record. The transcript is spliced from 7 exons. Bases 1 to 927 code for a protein of 308 amino acids. Gene Ontology annotation, biological process: DNA damage response. Gene Ontology annotation, molecular function: protein serine/threonine kinase activity.